Echinostoma caproni is the source of this 288-nucleotide messenger RNA. The record is from the annotation of a GenBank genome assembly. NCBI's taxonomy places the organism in Eukaryota, Metazoa, Platyhelminthes, Trematoda, Plagiorchiida, Echinostomatidae.
UGUGUGAAUUGUGGGGCCACGAGCACUCCGCUAUGGCGUCGAGAUGGUCAGGGCAAUUAUCUGUGCAAUGCGUGCGGAUUGUAUCAGAAAAUGAACGGUCAAAAUCGUCCGUUGAUUAAACCGAAACGGCGCUUGCAAUCGUCCAGUCGUCGAACUGGUACUGUGUGCUCCAACUGUCGCACGGUGACCACCACUUUGUGGCGUCGAAACACAAAUGGGGAACCGGUAUGCAAUGCAUGCGGACUGUACUUCAAGUUGCAUAAUACGAGAAAUCGAAACCCAAGAUAA